Adineta ricciae is the source of this 552-nucleotide messenger RNA. The record is from the annotation of a GenBank genome assembly. Lineage: Eukaryota; Metazoa; Rotifera; Eurotatoria; Adinetida; Adinetidae.
AUGGCAUCAAAAUCAAAUGCACCCUCAGGUCUACGCCAGGCCUUUGAUAAGUAUUCUAAAUUUGGUAAAACUCACGCUCAAUUAGCCGAUCACAAUGAGCUGCGCAUCGCGUCGGCUCAAAUUCAGAAAAUGAUGAAAGAUUGCUCGUUAAUCAACACUAAAUAUACAUCACAAUUGUUGGAUAACGAUAUCGCUCGAGUGCUUGGUAAAUUGACAACUGGUUCAUCGGAGCCUGGCGCUCCUCACUAUCCAAAAGGAACGAAAACUUUUGAGAUAAAAGGUUUUAAAUUAUUAAUCGAUCGUAUCGCUGAGUCAAAAGGCAUCAGCGCUGAUGAAGUUCUCGCUAAAAUUAAUCAAAAUGAAGGUCCGAGUUUGACAAAUGUAACCGAAACAAGUAAUAAGGAAAUAACAGGUCGGAUGACAGAUACAUCACAAUACACAGGUUCGCAUAAGGAACGUUUCGAUGAAGAAGGCCAUGGGAAAGGUAAAGAAGGCCGAUCAGAUGAUGUGGAUACGACAGGUUACGUUCAAGGCUUCAAAGGUGGUCACUAA